Messenger RNA from Symbiodinium natans, 978 nucleotides. NCBI's taxonomy places the organism in Eukaryota, Dinophyceae, Suessiales, Symbiodiniaceae. The record is from the annotation of a GenBank genome assembly.
AUGCUGGGUGCAUCUGAAGCCGAGUCGGAUGGUCGUGGGCUGACGAAGAAAGCAAGGCUGGAAUCUUCAGUGGUGAAGAUUGAUGGCCGGAAGCUUCGCGCCGGAACAGUUCCAUGGCGAUGUGGGAUUUCCGAAACUGAUGGAACAGACUGUCUUCAGGUUUUGCUAAUAGAAGGCGUAAACACCCCAGGAAAGUGGACUUUUCCGGCAGGUUCUCUUGAUCCGGGUGAGGAGGUAUCAACUUGUGCUGCCCGCGAGACUCAGGAGGAGUGUGGAGCAAGUGGAAGUUUGGGCUGCUUUUUGGGAACUUUUGACACAGAGAAGAACCGCACGUACAUGUUUUUGAUGCAUGUGCAGCAUAUGGAGGAUGAAAGCAAUGAAGCUUGGCAUGAUCCGCAUUCCGCAUACGAGAGCAGCCUGAGACGUCGCAGGUGGUUCCAUGUAUCGGAAGCGAAGCCGCUGCUGAAGAAAGACGGUCCGCAGAUGCUGGAAGCGUUCCUGUCAGUUCCCAAAGGUAGGCGACAGGAUGCACGCUGCAGAUCACACAGAUCAGUUUGCCAGCCUCCGCGACCACGGCUUCUUGUACUCGGAGGUCCGGGCACACUCCGAGACUACUUGGCCCAGAACGACAUCCUGAAAGCAAGUUUCGAGCUUUCCUCCGAGCUUUCUGCAGGAAGUUUCACAGAUGGACAGCUCUUUGCAGCGGUCGCCGCUUCCCUUUGGGAGGUAGAUGCCGCGGUUUUCUGUGGUGGUACGGAUGCAUUGUACAUGGCUGGGCUUUCAGCCAGGCAGGACUUACCUACACUGGUGAUAAUCACGGGGCAGAAUCGUGCGCCCAGACUGUUCAAUGGAGACUCGAGAAUUACAUCCUUCACUAUGGGAAGUGACAGUGAGGUGAUCUUGACCACCGAAGCAUGCAGGCGUAUCGAUGAUUUCAUGAAGCAGCUCCAUGCAGAUCAGGCGCUGCCUGCCGUCUGA